Cucumis sativus (cucumber) is the source of this 1220-nucleotide messenger RNA. RefSeq lists its product as uncharacterized. The record is from RefSeq and is a predicted model, not a curated record. Bases 77 to 1003 code for a protein of 308 amino acids. NCBI's taxonomy places the organism in Eukaryota, Viridiplantae, Streptophyta, Magnoliopsida, Cucurbitales, Cucurbitaceae. The transcript has 5 exons.
GCGAAAAUAAGAAAUGUAAAAAAAUGGGAUUACAUGGCGGCUGUAGAGCGGUGGGAGAGAGAUCCGUGGCUCCGCAAUGGCCUCUCUUUUCCUCCCCAACGCCAUCACUUCUUCCUUCUUCAAUUUCAACUCUCAACGUCUCCAUUCUUGUCCUCUCUGCAAUUCCUUUCUCUCCCUUUCCUUCUCCUCUAACAGACUCACCUCCAUUUCCAUUCUCAACUCCAACAAGAUGGAAGGAAAUGAAAUUACGGAAGAAACUGCACAGACACAAAGCGGGGAGAAUUUAAAUGUAAAGAGGAAGAUUUUUGUGGCCGGUGCAUCGGGUAGUACUGGAAAAAAGAUUGUGGAGCAGUUGUUAGCAAGGGGAUUUGAAGUCAAGGCCGGGGUUCGAGAUGUAAGCAAGGCUAAAACUACUCUUUUCCCAGCCAAUCCUGCUCUUCAAAUUGUAAAAGCGGAUGUGACUGAAGGCUCGGCUAAGUUGGCAGAAGCCAUAGGUUCUGAUUCUGAAGCAGUAAUUUGUGCUACGGGCUUUCGCCGAGGAUGGGAUUUAUUUGCGCCAUGGAAGGUUGACAAUUUGGGCACUGUAAACCUAGUUGAAGCAUGCCGUGAUUUGGGCAUAAACAGAUUUAUUCUGAUCAGUUCGAUUUUAGUCAAUGGAGCGGCAAUGGGACAAAUUCUCAACCCAGCUUAUAUAAUUUUAAAUGCAUUGGGACUCGUCUUGAUUGCAAAGCUUCAAGCAGAGAAACACAUCAGGAAAUCGGGUAUUGAUUACACAAUAAUAAGGCCUGGAGGUUUGAAAAAUGAACCUCCCACUGGAAAUUUAGUCAUGGCACCAGAAGAUACACUUUAUGAAGGAAGUAUAUCAAGAGAUCUAGUUGCAGAAGUAGCUGUUGAGGCAUUGCUUCAUUCUCAAGCCUCUUACAAGGUUGUUGAAAUAGUGUCUCGAGAUGAUGCACCAAAACGUUCAUAUGAGGAUCUUUUUGGAUCCGUAAAGCAGCAUUAGUCGUCUUGCUUUAUGGUAGCAAUGGCUCAUGUUCCAAGCUUCCAUGGGCUAAUUCAUGCUGUAUUUCACUGCACAUAUAUAUAUAUAAUGUACUGUUUCUGUUAAUACAUUAUACAUUCAUGUUCUAGUGAUGAUGUGUAGUUUACUUGUUUCCUCUUACUGAGAACAUAAAGCAAAGAAUUAAAAGAACUAAGGAAUGAAGAAGAUUUUUUUUUCC